Pristis pectinata (smalltooth sawfish) is the source of this 7406-nucleotide messenger RNA. Its product is annotated as histone-lysine N-methyltransferase SETDB2-like. Gene Ontology annotation, biological process: heterochromatin organization; negative regulation of gene expression; phosphorelay signal transduction system. Gene Ontology annotation, cellular component: nucleus. The record is from RefSeq and is a predicted model, not a curated record. Lineage: Eukaryota; Metazoa; Chordata; Chondrichthyes; Rhinopristiformes; Pristidae. Gene Ontology annotation, molecular function: zinc ion binding; DNA binding; histone H3K9 methyltransferase activity. The transcript has 33 exons. The coding region runs from base 69 to 3836 and encodes 1255 amino acids.
CCAGUGCGCCUGAAGCAAAUUUCCACGAACUUGGUUCUUUCAGUUGUAACAACAGGAAUUCCAAUGAAAUGGCAAGCAUCCCUGAGAGAGAUUAUUUGGAGCACAGAGCUGUGAACACUGAGAAAGUUAAAGGGAGUACAGCAGAGCUCUUGCAGUCAAAAAAAACUUCUGUCAAAGGAGCUGAGACUGAGGAAAACACUCUCCAUGUGGACAGCCAUAAUCUAGAAAAAGCAAAAUUGUUUUGGAGUAAAAUGCAAGCUUCUGGGAAUGUGGAGCUUGUCUUUGAACAACUCAUUAAUGUGUUAAACUGCCUGAAAAAGAAAAUUGCCAAUGGUUCAGCAAACAAUCAAGAAUAUUUGAAGGCUUUAAAUUUGCUCAACAAAGCUGGAAUCUACAACAACUCUCUUUCACCUGACACACCAGAAAAUGAAGAAACAUUUCAGUUUGACUGUGAAGAGAUUUCAGAAAAAGUGACGAUUUCUGAGGAAGUGGAAGCAAAAUCAGUAUCAGAUAAUUCCCAGUUAUCACGAACAUCAGUAAUUAAAAGUGUGGCGCCCUCAGUCAUCUGUCCAUCUCCUGCAAAGGGAUUCAAUCACCCAAGUCUUCCUGAUCUGAUAAUAUUUCAUCAGCAUAAGUGCAGUAGGAUGUGUAUUGCAGGAGUAAUGCCUCCAACUUCUGAUCAUUUCAAAGGGGAAAAUCCACUGAGAAUUCCCAUACUUUGCCAGUUUCAAAGAAGACAUGCAAAAUUGCACUGGGAUACUGAGGUUUUGGAGCCUCCACAUGUCUCCUACAAAGCUCCUUGUGGGAGAAGUCUGCGGAAUUUCAAGGAGGUGCGCAAUUACAUUUUUGAAACGCAGUGUGACUUUCUCUUAUUGGACUUCUUCUCUUUCAAUACAUAUGUUCAGCUUUCAAGAACGUUUCCUUGCAAGAACCCAAUUGUUUACAAAGCUGACAUAAGCCGUGGCAUAGAAUCUGUUCCUGUUCCUCUCUACAAUGCAAUUGACAUCUCUACACCAGAGUAUUUUAAAUACAGAAAAGUACGGUUGCCUCAUGGAUACCUUAUCAGCAAUUCAGCAGAAAUGUUCCAGCAGAAAUGCAACUGCACAGAUGGUUGCAGUGACAAAUCUAGGUGUGCAUGUCAACAGCUGACAGCCAAAGUUAACAAAAGAUUUGGCAAGGCUUCUGGGUAUGAAUACAAACGACUUCUGCAAAGUGCACCUUCUGGGCUUUACGAAUGUAACAAAUGGUGCAAAUGCAACAAAAUAUUGUGUGAAAACAGAGUUGUACAGCAGGGCCUUACAGUUCGACUGCAGUUGUUCAAAACACACAAAAAAGGCUGGGGAGUCCGUUGUAUGGAUGAUGUUGAUAAAGGAACUUUUGUGUGCUGUUACGCAGGUAGAAUACUAAGCAUUGCCAAUGGAACGGAGAGCCAAAAAAAUGAUAAAACCAUUAAUUUUAAUGAUACUGAUUCGGGUAGCAGCAAAAAAAUAAAUACUUUCAUCAAGAGGGAAAGAAAAGAAUCCGUUUUGGAAUCUGAACAUAAAUCGUCAGAAGAAAUGGAAGAAACAAAAAUAAGCUUGAAGAAGGAAGAAGCAACCUCGUUUGUUAAAACAUCACCCUUAAUAACCCAAAAAGGACAUACAGAAUUGUCUGGAAGGAAAAAACCUGGAGCUAGAAAGUCUGAUUUGCAUGACUCUGAAUCGACAUCAAUCAAACGGCCUAAAACAAAGACAGCUCUUCUUCAGGCUCAACGAAGAAAACUUCAGGAGCAGGGCCAGAUUUUGGUAAUGCAUAGUAGUUCAGAGGAGGAUGAAAGUGAAUCCUCAGCAGAGCGACCCAAAAGAUUCUCCAGAACAUUUCAGCAUUCUUCACCAAAGAAACGCAAGACUCUGUCAGAUAAUCAACCGAUCAACAGUGAUAAAGGAGUCACAGAAAAAAGGAGCAGCGAUGAUUAUGGAAGAAGCCACUCUACCCCUUUAAGUGGAAACAUUUUUGAAUGUCCAUUGUUCUCUCAACAAACUCCACAGGAAACGGAUAAACAAGAAAAUAACACAAACAAUGAAAAUGCAAACACACAAAACAAAUUGAUUCCAGAUAACAAUCACAAGGGACUGGUGUCAAAAUUACACAGAAUUGGUAAAGGUGAUGACCAAGGGGAUUGCUGUUAUUUUUUGGAUGCCACAGAAGAAGGAAACAUAGGACGUUUCCUUAAUCAUAGCUGUGAUCCAAACCUCAUGGUGCAAAGUGUUUUUGUAGAUACUCAUGAUAAGAAUUUCCCCUGGGUGGCAUUUUUUACCAAUAGGUAUAUUAAAGCAGGAUCAGAGUUGACAUGGGACUACAGUUAUUCAGUGGGAACCAUACCCGAAGAAGAAAUUCCAUGUUUUUGUGGAUCCAUCAAAUGCAGAAAUCUUAUAAGCAAGAUUUUCACUGAAGCAGACUUGAUGGACAUUUUAACUGCACUGACAUCAUUUGGUGGCGAGUGCUUCCCAGCUCAUGAUAACACUGCUUGCCAAGCGAGCAUAAUGCCCAGAUUGCAUGACAUUCACGCUAAAGGCACUCGGACGGAAGAAAGCAUCCUAACUGGGAAACUUUUCACUGAUGGCAACUUCGCCGUGCAUCAGAACUGCCUGCUUUUCUCUUCAAAUCUUGUCAAUCAAAAUUCUCAAGAUUUUGAUGAUUUUGGUGGAUUUUAUCUCAAAGAUAUAAAAAAGGAAAUUAAAAGAGGAAGCAAGUUGAAAUGCUCAUCUUGUAGGAGGAAAGGUGCAACUGUUGGAUGUGAAGUGGAGACCUGCAAAAAGUCCUAUCACUACCCAUGCGCCAGUGACGAUGAUGCAAAAAUAAUUGAAGAUGAAGUCUUGGGCAUUUACAGAGUUUAUUGCAAAAUCCAUAAAAAAGGUGAACGUCCAAAACCCAGUGGAACAUCUUCCAGAGGCAAAAUUGCUCGCAGUCGUACAGAUAAUGGCAUUAUGAAAGCAAUGGGGGGCAAUAAUCUUCGUGAAGUCUCCCAUCUCGACAAAUUUCAACCCAAGACAUCAGAAAGUAUCAAGGGAGGUGCUGCCAUAAGGAAGAGGGCAAACAGUUCUGACACAGAUGAAAGUGAUGACUUGCCAAUAUUUACUGGCACCCACAUACAACCCAGUGCUAAAUCUAGAAAUGGAUCGAAACAAAUGAAGUUUGAAAAUGAAGCUGGAAAGCAAAAUGAGUUAUUCUGUAAUUCCAGCUCCAGUCAUGCAGAAAGGAUGGACCAAUCUUCGGACGAAUGGUCACUCUCCUUGCUCGCUACAGACAGUCCGGGAGGCAAUCAAGAAGCCCGAUCGAAUGAGACAAUUGCUUGUACUGGAAAUCUACCUUUUUAUCCUCCUCUCACAUUAGGGGAAAAACAGACAAACGAUGGAAACUGCAGUGAUGCAAGCACAAACAUAGAUCAAGAGAUUGAUGACAUGCAGCAGAAUGUCCAAAAGGAGAGCACAGGAGGGACUUCAACUGCAAUCACAGAACCUCAUGAGCUAUCAGCUACAGGGCAAGCACAGAAGUUCUGGAAGAUGUGUAAAGAAGCUCAGUGUUUGGAGAAGAUCUUCUUGACAAUUCAGAAAGAUCUGAAUUCCAUUCAACGAAAUAUAGCAAAUGAAAAUGCCACCAAUAAAGACUAUGAGAUUGCGUGGGCAAUACUUCUGACUAUGAAUUCACUUCAAGACAUCAUGUCAGAAUUUCAAUCAGGGAUACAACAAAACCUGCAACGUCUUGAAGAAGAAAAAUUAUCCUUGCAGAAACGAGAGUGUCUUAUUGAGGAAUUGGCAAAGUUAGCCCAUUCACUGACCUCGAAAGCUGACAGAUAGAAGUAACUGCUCCAAGUUGGCUGCUAACCUAUCUUGCUUCAUAUGGGAAACAAUUUUUGUUUUGAGAAGACACAUUGAGCACACAGACAAUAACCAGAAUGGAAGCAAACUGGGACUGCAGAUAUUCUUGGGUUUUAAGUGCAAGGUAUCCAAGGAAGAAACUUUUACCUUCACCACCUGGCAGAAGCACACUGGUCAACUCGCUCCAAAGCUAUCUUUGGCAGGGCUUUCCAGUGGUGCAGCUGUCUCCUGAAUUAGGCAAGAGUCAGUUAAUCUACACAAAGCAGCAUCCGAUGAUAUACAAAGGUCUCUGAUCUGAUUUUACUGUUUGGUUAUGUGGACUAAGCCAGACAUUUGCAGGAAUUCUUCGGGCUGACAGUGUGGUGGCCUGGAGUCACAGCUAAUUUCCAUCUCCAGUACAUGCAAGUGGUCUUCCAGCCAGCUGUCUGAUUAGUUAGCCUAAUAUUUACCAGUAAAGUUAUCAAUAAAAGUCCUGCAGAAAACAUUCAAAUUAAUAUUGGGUUGCUUGCCAGUAGGCAGUAGAUAAACUUACUGUAAGAAUGCUCAAACUUGGCCAUACCAUCACCUGCUGGUCAGACACUGCAACUACUGAAUUACUGGUAGGACAUCCAUUCAAAAUGUUUACAGUCACAGUUUCAGUAUUUGAUACAACUUAACCAAAAUUUACAGCAGUGCUCUUAUAUCAACAUUCAACUAAAAUACACUGCAGGCUCAAGAUAUAAAAAAUAUUUAUAUAUGUAAAGCCAGACUCUCAGUGAGGUGUCCCAAAACUUUUUUUUGAUGCUUUUUCACUUAUUAAAAGCUGUAGCUUAAUCACACACAAAUACAAAUAGCUUUCUCCCAUGCCUCCCAAAAUAACUUUGGGUAGCUGUUAGAACAUGCAGUGUGAAUCAGGAACAGGAGUAGGCCGCAUGGCCACUUAAGUCUUCUCCAGCAGUUAAUAAGAUCACAUCUCAUCUAACUGUAACUUCAACACCGAAUUCCCAUCUGCCCACAGUAAUCUUUCAACUCCUUACUUAUCAAGAAUCUUUCUACCUCUACCUUUAAAACUCAGAGCCCUCAGAGAAGGAAAUAUGCCUCAUGUCUUAAAUGGGCAACCUUUGUUUUUAAACAGUGACCCCAAGUCCUAGAUUCUCCCACAGGAGGAAACAUCCUUUUCACAUUCACCCCGUCAAGAACCUUCAGGAUCUUGUACGAAUCAAGACCCCAUUCACUCUUCAAAUCUCCAGCAGAUACAAGCCUAGCCUGUCCAGCUUUUCCUUGUAAUAUAACCUGCCCAUACCAGGCAUUAGUCCAGUAAAGCCCCGAGCUGCUAUCAACACAGUUACUUCCUUUCUUAAGAUGACCAAUCCUGUACACUGUACUCCUGAUGAGGUCUCACUGGAUAACUGAAGCACCCUGCUUUUGUGUUCAAUUCCCCUAGCAAUAAGCAAUAGCAUUGUUAGCUUUUGUAAUUACUUGCUAUAACUCAACCCUAAUCUUUUGCAAAUCAUGCACUACAUCCCAAAUCGCUGGAAUCCCUCAACAUUUAAAUAAUAGGCUCCUUGAUCCUUUUUAGUGGAGAGCUUUUUAAAAACAAAAUCACAUUUUCCCACAUUACACUCCAUUUGCCAGAUCUUUGUUCAUUCACUAAUCGAUCCAUAGCCCUUUGUAGCCUCAAUGUCCUCUUCAAAACACAUUCUCCCUAUCUUACUGUCACCAGCAAAUUUGGCAAACGUAUUUCAACUUAGAAGAAUGAUUUGGAUAGAGAGCCUAGCAUGAUCCCUGUGGCACACUGCACCAUCUUGCCUACAAUAAAAAGACCCAUUUAUGCCUGUUUUCUGUUUGCCAGCCAGUGGUCUUUCCACGCUAAUGUUACCUCCUACAUUAUUUUCCACAAUAUCAAAAUGCAUUCUGGAAAUCUAUGUACAGUGCAUCCACUAGUUCCCCUUUACUACAGGAAAAUUCAUCAAACGUGUUUUCCAUUUCACAAAGCUAUGUUGGCUUUGCCUGAUUGUCUUGAACUUUUCUAGGUGCCCUGCUAUAACAUCUUUAAUAAUGACUUCUAACAAUUUCUCUAUGACAAAUUAAGCUAACUAGCCUGUGCUUUCCUGCUUUGUCUCCUUGCAUUUUGCAUAAAGGAGUUACAGUUGCUAUUUUCCAAUCUAUUGGAACUUUCCUCAAAUCUAGGGGAUUUUAGAAAAUUAAAACCAAUGCAGCUCGUUAUCCAUUUCCUUUAAGACCCAAGGAUGAAGUCUAUUAGGAUCCAGGAACUUGUCACUCUGCAGCUCCAACAAUUUUCUCAAUAUCACAGCCCUGAAUUAACACUCAAUUAACUUUUUUUUAAACAUAUCUAAAGCAGCUUAUUAUCUGUAGUUUUUUUAAAAAAAAGUCAAAUUUCCUUCCAAAAUUUGGUUCCGAUGACUUAGAGAACAGAAUUUCGGAAUAGAGUUCAAUGUUCAUACAUAUUACCACCCAUGGGUUAAGCUAUUAAUCAGCACAUUUCAAAAAGCCAAGGGAGAAGCUAACAAAGCUAAUUAGCAUUAAGGAGAGACAAUAAAAUAAACUGUAUUCCGAUAUGCACAUAGGAACAAAAAACAGUAAUAAGUUAACCAGAAAACGUUGCAGACACUCAGCAGGUCGAGCAACAUUAUGGGAAGAGAAACAGAGUUAAUGUUUCGGAUUGAAAUGUCAACUUUCUUUUUUCACAGAACCUGCUUGACCUGCUGAGUGUUUCCAGCGAUUUCUGUUCUAAACCAAAUAUUUCAUUUCAUGAAAUUGUGCUUCUCAGCAUGAAAAAGAUUUGUACCAAUUCUGCGUGAACAAGUUUAUAAAUUGUGAUGCUAACAAAUCUGCAGUUUAAGGUUUGUCCAACAAUGAGGGACUAAUAUUACAACCAAUUCUUCUCAAAACUGCAAGAUUACACUGAACAAAGCAAAGCUGUACAAAUGAACAGAGCAGACUUGCCUGGACUUUGAGGACCAGAUUACCUGAGUGAUUUAAUCCCCAAUUCUGGGAACUGAAACUGACAGAGGCUUUACUCAUUCUCCAUUUGCCGUUAGCUUUUUUGGACUUAGUUAUUCUUUUCCCUCUUUCAGCUUGACCUUAAUCAGCUACAGUCUGAGUAACAGUUGCCUUAUAAUUAGAUUAAACUGCAAAAAAAAAUUAAAUAAACUUCUAGGUUCUUGAUAUUAUAACAAGCUGGAACUUCACUGGAAAGGAUUACACACAUCUUUACCUAUAUUACUACCAUUAAGCACUUUGGGAUGUCACAAAGUAGUGAAAGAUGUGACUAUUAAGUCUUUGCCUUUAUUUAAUCUGUCAGUAUAUCAAGAGAUUGUAUCUUUUCAAUGCAAUGUCAAACGAUUUAUUAACUAUGUAUUGUGCAAUAACUGCAAGAGUAAAAUACUGUUCUGAUUCUAUUAAGCAAUGCUACCCAGGCUGCAGUAUUCUUUUACUUAUUUUUGCUAUUGUUAUGGAUAGGUAACUUUUUUUUGUAGAGAAGAUUGUAAAAUCAGAAAGUGACCAAUAUUGCAUAGAAUUCAGUGUAUCACACCUUUGUAGCUUAUU